AUGGCGAUACCGAACCUCCAAGUGAAUAAAAUGCGGGAGCGAUGUUCAGGCUGCUGUCGCAACGAAGACGGCAGCUGCAGAUGGGGAUUGAUCUUGAUCUUUCUAGCUUUGGCUCUAGUAGUGAUUGCCGCGAUCAUAGUUUUGUCGCUUAUUGUGACGAAGGGCAACAGCACAUUCUUCUACCGGAACGUCACCGUAGUUCGCAGCAAUGUUGUGUCCUCUGAUCCCAUCUGCGAGCGUCUUGCAAGGGAGACCUUGGCUCUUGGAGGGAAUUCGAUCGAUGCUGCCGUGGCUGGAGCGUUCUGCCUGUCUGUUGUGCAGCCCCAAAGCGCGGGACUCGGAGGAGGCUUGAUACUAAUGCACUUUAAAGAAGACGCGUAUUUCCUCGAUGCCCUGGACGAAGCUCCUAGUUCCAUGCAGCAAGAUUCAAAGGUUUGAAUGAGAAAUAAACUCCCCCUUCAAGGCCAAGCCUCGAUAUUCCAGGUCGCCGUACCUGGCUUCCUGCGCGGUCUCGGCGUCGGGCAUCAAGAAUUCGGUGGUCAGCUGGGUUUUUGCAGUUUAAUUCUGCCGGCGAUCCUCCUCGCGAGCAACGGCUUCCCAGUUUCGAAGAAGCUCGCGUCCGAUCUUCGGGAGCACGAAGCCCGGCUCUCACCAGAGCUGAAACAAUAUUUCACGAAUUCGGAUACGGGACGACUGUAUCGUGAGGAGGAAACCAUGAAGAUGGAAAGCUACGCUCUUCUGCUACGUUACAUCUGCACUCUCGGAGACAAAGAUUUCUACUCUGGCCAUGUCGCUGAAAAAAUUCUGAGAGACAUGAAGGAACGAAACGUCACGGUAUCGAAAGAAGAUCUCAGGAGCUACGAGCCUCUGAUCCACCGGCCGGGAUCCCUCGAAAUUCCGUCUUCCGCGAACACCUACGAACUCGUGUACUCGGCGAACCCGGGGAGCGGGGGCGAGGCUGUCGCGCUCGCGGUAGCGAUUCUCGCCGAAGUAUAUCGAGUUCAAGACUCCAAAAAUCAGGCAGAUACCUACCAUGCGACGGUGGAGGCCCUGAAAUUCGCGUUCGCGCGAAGAUCCCUCCUGAACGGCACCGUGAAAGGGAACUCCCCCGUCGCGACUCCUGUCCGAUCCCUUGUGCAAUCCGCGGCGAUGCGGGUCCUCAAGGAGGCACACAAAACCUACAAUUACCCGGUCAAUUACGGAACGAGAGUGUUCCUCCCGAAAGAAUUGGAGUCUAAUACAGCCUCGAUUGCCGUUGUCGACACCAACGGCGAUGUGACAAUUGCAAUGAUGAGCCUCACUUCAGCCUUUGGCAGUGGAAUACUCCUUGACAGAACUGCUAUAAUCAUGAACGACGCCUUGACCCGUUUUUCCGAAGCCGGAGCACACGACGAAAUGGGAUCGCAAUCCGCUCCGACCAACGCCUAUGCGCCGAAGCGGCGACCUGUCAGCGCUAUGGCUCCGCUGCUAGUGUUGACCAAGGAGAACGCACACAAAGAAGUCAUCAUGACCCUUACGGCUAACAAUGGAGGCAACCAGAUGAUAUCCACAACUGCUCAGGUUUUGUCGAACAUUCUGUUGCGAGGAUAUAAUGUCAGUGAGGCAUUCACUCUCCCGAGGAUUCACCAUCAACUGUCACCGAACAUCGUUUUCACCGACACCAGACCGCCGCUGCCCGACGAAGUUUCGCAGCAACUGUCCAGUUUCGGACAUGUGCUCCAAGAAGAAGCGCUGAGAUCUGAAAUUAAUGCUCUCAAGAUCUACCCACAAGCUGACAAUAGUGAACGAUAUGUAAUUGACGCCAUCAAAGAAGGAGAAUAG
Molecule: messenger RNA, 1821 nt
Organism: Galendromus occidentalis (western predatory mite)
Lineage: Eukaryota; Metazoa; Arthropoda; Arachnida; Mesostigmata; Phytoseiidae
Product: glutathione hydrolase 1 proenzyme
Exons: 8
Biological process (GO): glutathione catabolic process
Cellular component (GO): plasma membrane
Molecular function (GO): glutathione gamma-glutamate hydrolase
Source: RefSeq, a predicted model, not a curated record